ACCACAGCCUCACCGAUGCAAGCCGCCGCGAGAUCGGUCGCCGCGGCACGCCGCCUCGCGCCCCGCAGCCGGCGCCCCCUCCCCCUCCCCCGCUUCUCCACCGCCUCGCCCUGCGAUCCGCCCCCAGAUCCGGGCCCAGACGUCGACCCAGGGCUCGUGAGCACGCUCAGCCGCGUGCUCAGCGACUUCCGUGGCCCGCGCCACGACCUCCCCGCCGCGCUCCGCGGCUUCGCGCCGCGCAUCACCCCCGACGCGGCGGCCGCGGUGCUGCGCCGGUGCCGCCACCUUCCCGCGCCAUCGCUCCGGUUCUUCCUCUUUGCCGCGGGGCUGCCCGGGUUCUUUCACCUGCCGGAUUCGCUCCUCAUCCUGGCCAAUUCGCUCGCUGGUGCACGGCUCUUCCCAUUGCUGCGCUCGCUGCUGUCUGACCUCCCACCGGCCGCGCUCUCGCGGGGCCUCUUCCCGCGGCUGUUCCGUGCGUACUCACGGGCGCUUCUCCCGGAUGACGCGAUCCGGGCGUUCUCUUCCAUGGCGGGGUUCGGCUUCCACCCAACGCUGGCCGAUUUCCACUCGCUGCUAUUCGCCUUGUGCCAUAAUGGCCUUGUAAAUCAUGCUGAGCUCUUCUUCAGAGAGCCGGGGACUCAUUUCGAUGUCUCAGCCAAGACCUACACCAUUCUGAUCUCUGGGUGGGCUGUUGUGGAAAAGCCAGAAAAUGCGCAAAAGUUAUUUGAUGAAAUGGUUGAGAGAGGUGUUGAGCCUGAUGUGCCUGCCUACAAUGCGUUGAUUGAUGCCUUAUGCCGCGGAGGUGAUAUUGCACGUGCACAGGAACAUCUGAAAGAUAUGCAACAGAGCCGAGGACUUCUUCCAGAUGCUGCCACUUAUGGUCCAUUCCUUCGUGCUGCCUGUGCAUCCAAGGAUGCUCGGGACGCUCUUCGUGUGCUAGAUAGGAUGCUCAUGCAUGAUCUCACACCAAAUGUAUUCACAUAUAAUGCUAUAAUUCGGUUAUUGUGUGAACUGGGAGAGAUUGAGGAGGCUUAUAAUAUCCUUGGUGAGGUCAUCACGCGAGGGGAAAAGCCUGAUGUUUGGACCUACAACACACUGCUUAAUGCACAUUGUAAGAAGAAUGAGGCUAAUAUGGAUUCAGAGCCCUCAUCGCAGAACCCAACAGACAUGACAGCAUUUGUGCAAAACCUCCUCGGUCAGAUGCAAACAAGGUUUGAGUCUAUGUCCCAGAACAUCGUGUCAAAGAUAGAUGAAAUGGGAACCAAGAUCGACGAGCUGGAGCAGAGCGUCAACGAUCUCAAAGCUGAGAUGGGCACCACCGACGUACCUGUCAAGAAGCCCGACGAGGCAAAGCCUGCCGAAUCCGCGUAACUCAGAUGUAGGCAUAUGAGAUUUGGUUGUAAAGACUUGGUGGCUAUCUGACAGAAGUUUCGGCAUUCAUGUGUAUCUGAUGAUGUUUUCCCAUGGACCAUAGCUCUUGUACUACCGAGUGUGCUACCUAUUGCUGUCACUGGAGCUUCAGGUCUCCAGACUUCCAGAGCCCAGACACCAUUAUCAGUUGAUAGGUUGUUUCCCUA
Hordeum vulgare subsp. vulgare (domesticated barley) is the source of this 1577-nucleotide messenger RNA. Its product is annotated as heat shock factor-binding protein-like. Lineage: Eukaryota; Viridiplantae; Streptophyta; Magnoliopsida; Poales; Poaceae. Gene Ontology annotation, molecular function: transcription corepressor activity; protein binding. Gene Ontology annotation, biological process: cellular heat acclimation. Gene Ontology annotation, cellular component: cytosol; nucleus. Bases 16 to 1371 code for a protein of 451 amino acids. The transcript has 5 exons. The record is from RefSeq and is a predicted model, not a curated record.